This is a messenger RNA of Hyla sarda, 1296 nucleotides long. Its product is annotated as Schwann cell myelin protein-like. The coding region runs from base 133 to 1173 and encodes 346 amino acids. Lineage: Eukaryota; Metazoa; Chordata; Amphibia; Anura; Hylidae. The transcript is spliced from 9 exons. The record is from RefSeq and is a predicted model, not a curated record.
AAAGCAAAAAGCAGAUGUGUCUCUACAGGAUCAGUGAGUCGGCAGAGUGAUACCAGCAAUACACGGUAAAUUAUUACACCAUUAGAGAAUCGCAUCAGCCGACCCUCAGAAUCUUCAUAUAUAUCCGCUAUUAUGAGAAUAAAAGUUCUUCUAGUUUCCAUUAUUUUGCAAGUUUGUCUUGGUCAACAAACGGAGUUCAAUUUUCCCGGCAAAAUCCAGGCAUUACUCGGCUCCUGUGUCGAGAUCCCCUGCUACACCUCAAAGUCGUCUAUGAGAGUCCAAAAUAACAAUGUGGUCUGGCACGUGGAAGACGCUCCAUUUAGACAGAGGAUCAUCUAUAGUACGGACGUGUCACAGAUAUCAAUGAUUUACAAGGACCGCACCCAACUAGUGAGAUCAACCGCAGACAACUGCACCCUGAGAAUCCACAAAGUGAACAAGCAAGAUGCACAUUUUUAUUUUCCAAAGAAAAACAAAGUACCAAAAGAUAUCUUUUUUAAAAAUUCUGAAAUAAUGGUUCAAGUAGAAGUCAUAGAUCUCCCCCCAGAGCCAGUAUUAUUGGUGCCAAGUGAAAUGACCGCAGGAGAAACUACUACAAUCACUUGUAUGGCAAAUUAUACCUGUGCUUCCAGCCCACCUACCUUCACUUGGAACCUCCUUGGUCCUUAUGUUACAGAAAGAUCAGACCUUGGACAUGGGAAGUGGAGCGCUUCAAGUAAACUGGAUUACACCCCCUUCGGUACAGACAAUGGGUCAACAAUUCAGUGUACAGUUACAUAUUUUGGCGGACAAACGAAACAAAGUACGAGUAAAAUAAACAUUUUAGAUAUUUUUACAGAGGACCAGAAAACCAACUCUUAUAUUGGACCAGUUAUUGGAGUCACGUGUGUCAUCUUACUUUUGGCAAUUGUAUUCAUCGUUUGGAGAAAACAUGAUUUUUGUCUCUGGAGAAGCAAAACAGAGUGCAACAGAAAACUGGAGAAAAAGUAUUUAGACACAUUAUCGAAAAAUAGUACCAGAUACACAGAUCUACUUGAGAGACAAAAGUCGUCUUACUACACAAUAGAGCCGACAGCUCAUUCCCAUGUGCCUAGACAAGGGCAGAAUAUGGCGCCAUCCCCUGAAAAUAAUUCUAUAUAUGAGAACAUGAUGGCUAGAAAACCAUCUGUAUAAAGAAAACAGAGGGACAGAUUCCCUGUUACGGGAUAAAGAAGAAAUAUAUGCAACUCCUUACGCUCAAAAUUGUAUUUCUGUGUCUUGAUUCUGAAAAAAAAUAAAUAAUAAAUAAAUAUAUAU